Molecule: messenger RNA, 3218 nt
Organism: Gigantopelta aegis
Lineage: Eukaryota; Metazoa; Mollusca; Gastropoda; Neomphalida; Peltospiridae
Product: dipeptidyl peptidase 9-like
Exons: 20
Coding region: 192-2744 (850 amino acids)
Biological process (GO): proteolysis
Molecular function (GO): serine-type peptidase activity; dipeptidyl-peptidase activity
Source: RefSeq, a predicted model, not a curated record
GACAAAGGGCACUUAUUAGGUAUAAAUCGCAAAUGUUUUGUGACGAUGAACACAGCAUGUUAAGAUAAAAUGUCCAACAACUGGGCUGAAUACAACAUCAGACGCAAGACUAUCAUUGUAAUUGUUCCAAUCAGCGAUCAGUUUGUUCCGACGAGAAAUGUUUCGACCACAGCCAACUCGACUUAAUCAAAAUGGCCUCUGAGGUUACCGUCGACCCUUACGACCUCUGCACGGGGUCGCCGCCACAGGCGCCCUCUAGCGGCAAGAAGUCGUGGGACGAGCUGCGGAGAAGCGUGCGCGACACGAGGAAGUUGUUGACGACGCUGGUGAGCACCGUGCCGAGUUGCUUCACGUUCCGAACCAUCGCCACGGAAACGGGCGACGCCACGCGACUCUAUUUCCUUGGCGUCCCGGUCAAAGGUCGCGAGAGCACGCUGCUGUACGUGGACGUGCCGAGGUACUCAGACGAGCACGGCGCCCUCUGCAACUCGUUGCCAUGGAAACACCUGCUGGACUCGUUCCAGCCGACGCUGCCAACAGGGCUGCUGUCGCGUGAGGAGCGAUUGAUGCGUGAGAGGAAGAGGCUCGGAGCCUACGGGAUCACUUCCUACGACGUCGCCCCCGACAACGGAACAUUCGUCUUCCCAGCGUGCAACAGUCUGUUUGAGUGUACAGACAGCAGUCCUUUGGAGGAGUGUCCUGUGUUGCCGAGCUGUGUGAGUACGAAUUGUCCCGGAGCGCGUCUUGACCCGAAGAUUUGUCCGCUCGACUCGCACCUCGUGGCCUUCAUCCACAACUCGGACAUCUGGGUGAGCCACCUGAAGUCGGGCGACGAACAGAGACUGACCUUCGCACAUAAAGACACUGGGAGUUUGUCUUCCGAUCCUGUCACUGCCGGCGUGGCAUCGUUCAUUGUCCAGGAGGAAUUCGACCGCUACACUGCGUACUGGUGGAUGCCGAGCGUCACUCAGUCGACAGCUGGAGUUUGUGUGUACCGAAUUCUGUAUGAAGAGGUGGAUGAAUCGGACGUGGAGAUCGUCAACAUAUUCACUCCGACCGAGGAGAAGGGAAUCGACACAUACAGAUAUCCACGCGCUGGUACAGCCAACGCUCGCACUGUUUUGAAGAUCGUAGAGUUCGAAGUAGAUGAACAUGGAAAGAUUGUUGACACGAUCGUGGAGCGACAGAUGUUGGAGCCGCUGUCCACAGUCUGUCCGUGGAUGGAAUACAUCGUCCGAGUCGACUGGACGCCAGACGCUAAGUUUGUUUACGUUCAGGUCCUGGAUCGGCCUCAGCUACAGACGGCUGUUUACCUCAUUCCGUUUGAAAACUUCCUGCCUGUCAUGUCCGACGUCGAGAUGGGCAGCUUCGACAGCAGCAGUUACCUCCCUUUACAGAUGAUCUACAAAGAAUCCUCAGAUAUUUGGAUUAAUGUCCAUGAUAUUAUCCACUUCUUCCCACAAUCCCGUCCGGACGAGAUCAGUUUCCUGUGGUCGAGUGAGAAGUCGGGUUUCCGUCACCUGUAUCACGUGACUUCUCAACUCCACUCGUCUCCUGACCAGACGCACUGCUCCAUGGAGCUAGACGAGAAACCACUUGAAUGUUUGCAGUGUCGUAUUUUACAAGAAGUUCCGCUGACAGUCGGUGACUGGGAAGUAAAUUCAAAGCAGUUUUGGGUAGAUGAAAAGCGGAAGUUAGUUUACUUUAUGGGUCUUAAAGAUACGCCAUUAGAAAAACAUCUGUACGUGGUGUCUUACGUGCGACCCCGUGACCCGAAACGGUUAACACAGGCCGAGCUCAGUCACUCAGUCUACAUGAACAAGGCGUGUACGAUGUUUGUCACGGUAUACAGCUCGAUAAAGCAGACUCCGAGAAGUAAGAUCUUUGAAAUUCUUCACAAUGACGAUGUCCACAUUCACACCGAGCUCCUGGGGACUGUCAUAGGACCCACAGCUUGUUUGGACUAUCGUCCGCCGGAGUUGUUUGAGUUUCCUAGUCGGUCGGACCACACGCUUCACGGGAUGUUCUACCGGCCACACAACUACGAGGCGGGAGCCAAGUAUCCCACAGUCCUCUUCGUGUAUGGAGGGCCCCAAGUUCAACUCGUGACCAACGCUUUCAAGGGUCUCAAGUUUCUUCGCCUGCACACGCUGGCGUCCCAGGGCUACGUGGUGGUCGUUGUCGACGGCCGCGGCUCGUGUUGUAGAGGACUGCAGUUCGAGGGUUACAUCAAGAACAAACUGGGUACUGUAGAGAUAGAGGAGCAGGUCGAAGGGUUGCUGUGGCUGGCAGGUCAGACCAACAUGAUAGAUCUGGCGAGGAUCGCCAUCCACGGCUGGUCGUACGGUGGGUACCUCUCAUUACUGGGUCUGGCUCAGAGGCCAGAUAUAUUUAAGGUUGCAAUAGCCGGAGCACCGGUUGUUAACUGGGCCCUGUACGACACUGGAUACACGGAGCGCUACCUUGACCUUCCUGAGGUCAACAAGCAAGGUUACCAGAACGGUUCCGUUCUCAGCUAUGUGGAUAGUUUACCUGACGAAGAGAAUCAUCUCUUGAUUAUCCACGGCCUGAUUGACGAGAACGUUCACUUUCAACACACUAGUUGUUUAAUCAAUGCGUUAGUUCGGGCGUGCAAGCCGUACCAGCUACAGGUUUACCCCAAUGAGAGGCAUGGGAUACGCAGUCACGAAGCAAGUGAACAUUAUAAAACAAUGGUUAUGAGUUUUCUUCAUAAUAACUUAUAGCGAACAUUGAACAUUAUAAAGCAAUGGUUAUGAGUUUUCUUCAGAAUAACUUAUAGCGAACAGUGAACAUUAUAAAACAAUGGUUAUGAGUUUUCUUCAGAAUAACUUACAGCGAACAUUGAACAUUAUAAAACAAUGGUUAUGAGUUUUCUUCACAGUAAGUUAUAGCGAACAUUGAACAUUAUAAAACAAUGGUUAUGAGUUUUUUUCACAGUAACUUAUAGCGAACAUUGAAUAUUAUAAAACAAUGGUUUGAGUUUUCUUCAAAAUAACUUGUAACAAACAUUGAACAUUAAAAAACAAUGGUUAUGCUCAGGGUCUUUUUUAUAGAAUAACUUAUAGCGAACAGUGAACAUUAUAAAACAAUGGUUACCAGGGUCUCUUUUAAUAGAAUAACUGAUAGCAAAAUAAUGAACAUUAUAAAACAAUGGUUACAAAUUUUGUUUACAGAAUAAAUUAUAGCACAUUUUAAAA